AUGGUAUCCCUACGCAUCUUUGCCGUUGGCAGCAUGCUUGCCUUCGGCGCAAUGGCAAACUCAAUGUUCGCAAGGGCGGAUGUCAACCCAGAUCCAGUCAGAGGCGAUACCUUUAUUCAUGACCCUACUGUAGUCAAGAAGCCCGACGGCACCUAUCUCGCUGCUUUCACAUCCAACGGCGUUGGCCUCAAGGUGUCUUCCGACCGUACUACAUGGCGCGAUGUCGGCGCUGCAUUUCCUAACGGUGCUCCUUGGACUAUCCCUUACACAAAGGGCGACAGGAACUUGUGGGCGCCAGAUCUAUCCUAUCACAAUGGCCAAUACUACAUGUAUUACUCAGCUUCCAGCUUUGGUACAUCUCGAUCAGCUAUCUUCCUCGCCACGAGUAAAACUGGUGCAUCUGGCUCAUGGACCAACCAGGGUCUUGUCAUAGAAUCCUUCGAUAACAGCAACUUCAACGCUAUCGAUCCUAACCUCUUUGUCGAUUCGGACGGAAAGUGGUGGCUUACAUUUGGCUCCUUCUGGUCGGGUAUCAAGCUUACUCAGUUGAACCCUAAGACUGGAAAGCCCAUCAACAAGAAUAACCUCACGUCUAUCGCCGCUCGUCCUCAGAAUGGUGGAGCUAUUGAGGCCCCUUAUAUUACAAAGCAUGGCAACUUUUAUUAUCUCUGGGCGGCUUUCGACAGCUGUUGCAAGGGAACCGCGAGUACUUAUCGUACCAUGGUUGGCCGCUCUUCAAAGGUCACAGGCCCCUAUGCCGACAGCACUGGAAAACCUAUGAUGCAAGGCGGCGGAAACCAACUUCUCGCUAGUCAUGGCAAUAUCCACGGACCCGGCCACCCCGCUGUUUACACCGAUAAGGAUAACGAUGUGUUGGUCUACCAUUAUUACAAUGCCGCUGGUAUUGCCCAGCUUGGCAUUAAUCAGAUCCGUUAUGUCAAUGACUGGCCCACCGUUUACUAA
Messenger RNA from Fusarium oxysporum Fo47, 963 nucleotides. Its product is annotated as putative Arabinan endo-1,5-alpha-L-arabinosidase. The transcript has a single exon. Gene Ontology annotation, biological process: carbohydrate metabolic process. Gene Ontology annotation, molecular function: arabinan endo-1,5-alpha-L-arabinosidase activity. The record is from RefSeq and is a predicted model, not a curated record. The coding region runs from base 1 to 963 and encodes 320 amino acids. Lineage: Eukaryota; Fungi; Ascomycota; Sordariomycetes; Hypocreales; Nectriaceae.